Molecule: messenger RNA, 3552 nt
Organism: Penicillium canariense
Lineage: Eukaryota; Fungi; Ascomycota; Eurotiomycetes; Eurotiales; Aspergillaceae
Product: putative GATA transcription factor (Ams2)
Exons: 2
Coding region: 1-3552 (1183 amino acids)
Biological process (GO): silent mating-type cassette heterochromatin formation; regulation of transcription by RNA polymerase II; rDNA heterochromatin formation
Molecular function (GO): zinc ion binding; sequence-specific DNA binding
Source: RefSeq, a predicted model, not a curated record
AUGGAGUCUCAGGACGGAAUCACCGUCCGGCCCAUGCGGUUAAAGGUCCUGUACACCUUUGACAACGAAAACAAAACGAAUUGUCUCGCUCGGUGGCCUCAUGUGCUAGAACUCCAGACUGCUUUCCUGGACGAGCAAACCCAGAUCGGCGUGAUCGAGUUGAAGACAUGCAUUCAGGCAAUCGUGUCUGCCAGCCCUGAAUUGGUGGCACAGCUGGGGAAAGACUAUACAGUAUACGCCUACGACUACUCAGAAUACGAAACUCCCUUGGUUGGUCAGGGAAUGCUAUCAUGGGUCCUCGCAUCUGCCUCGCCGACUCCAGACGCUCCUGCUCACCAGUCGAAGACGAUGGUGACUGGCCGUGUGUGCAAGAACCCGCUUGGUCUUUUUUCGAAGGGUGCCCAAGAGACAUUGGAGGUCAAACUGCGGCUGGUGCCUGUUCCCACGGUGAUGCAAAGCGAAUACCUCGAGAGCAUGCAAAAGUACCGCGAGUUGAGCAAUGUCAUCCCUCAUGACUUCGAUGCCCAGACCUGGACGAACUUUGUGCGGCAAAAUCCCGCCCUACUGGAAGCAUCUCGGAUCCAGCAACAAUGUCGUGUGUCUUCGCCAAUGGAUCAAUCUGGUAUUGAACGAGUCCACCAGCUUUUGAGUGAAAGUACCACACCGCGGGAAUACCCAAGCUACCCUACCAACGAAUCAGUUCGCUCGUCAUCACCUACCCACUCAUUUGGUCCUCCCAGUAGGAUGUCUACCCCUGGGGGUACCCGCACUCCCACCCAACACCAUCAACAAUCUCAGCCGAAGCAAAGCUUUGCUCAUAGUGAUAACAUUCGCCCGUCAUCGAGUGCUUCUAUGCAUGACAGCGACUUCCAGCUUCAGCACUUUAAUGCUCUCCACCGGAGGGGCUCGAUGAACUCGGGUUAUGGCAGUGGUGGUGAGGAUUCAGCAGAACCCCAGCCGCGGAAGAGGGCCAAACUCUACCAAGCAGGCUGGCCGGGCAAGUCCGAUAUGAACAUUGAGCGACAACCUAGCUCUCUGCGGGUAGCGGCUAGCACUGCAGCUUCUGUUCGCAUCCACCGCCCAACUCCAGUAAAUCCUGCCAUCGCUGCAGAGCAAUCACAAGAGGAGCCCGUUCGCCCUCCUACCCCGAUCUCGCUGCCUGGAAAUCUACAACGCCGAGGACGACCGCCAUCUAGUAUGUUGCGAGAGAGUUCAACGCACAGUCUUGCCACAUACACAUCCCCUUACCACCUUAGCGACGACGUGGGCACAGAUCAGACCGCCCAUUCACCGGAGGAGAGGUACCAGGGCCUCUUCGAGCCUCCUUUCAGCAUGCCUUCUUCGCCCCCCGUGUUGGAAUCCCGGUUCCCAGCCAGAUCCAGCCCUAACUUGCCUCCUAUCUCCCUAGACACUGACUCCGGUUUCAUGAGUGGCAGUCUUGAAGAUCUUAUGGAUGAUGGAGCAGGUACUCCUGUGGAAGAUGCUCGGACCACCGAUUCUCGUGCAGUGACUGGCGAGAAGCGCUCCCGCUCUGUACGAUCUGCAGUGCACGCCACUUCACCUGCGAGCGCCAUGGGUCUUAUGUCAGAGGGUCUCAACGACUCGAUGUUGGUGAGUGAUGGCCCGACGGAGCAGCAGUCCAACCAAGCGCCCCCAAUUCCUCGUCCGAACACCUCAGCCGGGUCUAGACCAUCCUCGCGCACCAGUUGCCGACCAACACCCAAACCGCUGGCACCCGCUCCCAUGUCACAAAGUGAACUCGAGCAACUGAUGAGGGCGGUCCCCCUAAGUGACCCUGUUGGUCCUGCCCCGGCAUCUCUUCAGUACUCUCAGACGUGGGCUGGUCCCAUGAGCGAUUUUUCCAUUAUCGACACGCCUGCACCGCAACCUGAAUUUACACGCAGAGCUCCUCGCAGCGGAGGUGCGGCGAAAAGGUCGAUGCAGGUUCAGGCUCGACUAGACUCGGCAAUUGCCAACGGGAUGGUUCCACCCUACUGUGAAAACUGCGGGACUAUUGACACGCCCACUUGGAGACGGGCGUGGUCAAAGGAAGUCGCUGGCAGUGAGGAAGGUGCAAAGGAAAUGAUGAAGCCGCACAGUAUGCUUUUCUGGGAAGCGCUGGAGCGAGAUGACAAAGACGAAGUUGUGAAGUUCAAGAUCUACAAGAAGGGUCUUGGGACAACCGCCGAGGACCAGGGAUGGACUCAGGUCCUGCUCUGCAACCCUUGCGGUCUCUGGCUUCACAAGUGCAAGUCUAUGCGUCCAGAGAACAGGUGGAAUAAACAGCCGCCUGCUUAUCGAACCGACUCUAAGCAGAAGCGCUCCUCUAGAAACCGCAAACAGAGCGGCGGUCCGCUGUCCAAACCUUCCACGCGCACCCGCAGCAAGGCUGUAUCGAGUCGGACAGCAGUGUCUUCUCCGGCUCCCACCGAAGCCUCGUCCGUCCAGAACGAGGAGGGCACUACUCCUAACCCGGAGGGUGACCGCCACGGUCAAGUACAGGACCCGGAUGAUGAAGUCGAGGAGUACCCUAACAAGCGUCGUCGGGCAAAUAGUGCCGAGCCUCCAAGAUCCAGUGAGAAGCCUUGCUGGGAACAGCAGGAUGCCAUCGAAGCCUUGCGGCUUGCCAUUCAGUCUAGUCCGGCCAGGAACAUUGGAAACCGCAAUCUUUCCGGCCAGGAUGCGACCAAACUUACUCCCAAGCCUGUGCGCCGAGCUUUGUUCCCGUCUAAUCAGAAAGAAUCCCCAUUGAAGGAGCUAUGUCCCUCGUUCGUGAACAGUUGCUCUCCCCGUCGCAGCCCGCGUCUCACUAAGGGAGAAAGGCCGGCCCAAGAGAAGGAAAACAACGCGCCCACCCCCCAGGAUGACCUCGACGGCCUCUUUGAGGGAUCUUCUAUGGACUUCGAUCUACCGGUCAGCCCGACUCCUCGGCGCCGGCAUACUCGUCCUAAUGCCGUGCACGAGAGACGUCGCUCGUUACCCUGCAAUUCUCCAACCGCCAACAAACGGAAGGAUGUCGGACUCGCGGCGACGGCAGCUCGCCUCACGGCUGAGCGACUGCAGCGCAUCCAGGACGGCCCGGAACAUUCUCCACGGCCGUCUGCUAUACAGAACCGCUCUCCCAAUAAACACUUUGCCCCCGCCCUGUCCGAUGCGGCUCUGCACUCCGAGGCUUUCGGGUCCCUAGAUGGCAUGAUUCUUGACAUCUUCGAGGAGGCCUCUGACCAGGCCAGCUCCUUCCAUCUCGACCACGCCAAACUCUCUGGGAACAACUGGGCGGACUGGCUUCCCUCUGACUAUGUCUCUCCUUCCGCGUCCGACGAAGACAACAACCCUUCCGAUGACCUGAUCAAUGCAAUCCUCUCGGAUCCAGCCAUCCUGAAAGAAAACCUCCUGGACUCAAAGUUCAAUCCCUUCACCUUCGGUGACAACGAUGUUCCUGACUCGGGUUUCUUCAGCUCCGAUGCUCUCCAAACAGACCCUGCGGUCGCCUCUACGCAAGCCGCUAAGCCUCCUAAGGAGCGUGGCCAGGCACCCUCCCCUACCGCAUAA